CUUGUGUGAAGCUGCUGACACAGGUUAUUAUUCAGCGUCAAUAUGAUGAAGGUCGUAUGUCUCUGCUUUUUCCUGGGAUACGCUGCCGCUCAGUACGCUCCGACUCAUGGAUACCCAGCUCCGGCACAUGGAUACCCCGCUCCAGUACAUGGAAAAGCAGGCUACGCACCUGAACCCUAUUAUAAACCGUUUCCCUACAAUUUUGGUUACGAGAUCGAGAAUGAUUAUGGUGACCGGCAGUGGCAACGAGAACAGGGAGAUGAAUAUGGAAACAAGCAAGGUUCCUAUGGUUACGUUGAUGCUUAUGGUAUCAACCGUCAGGUGGAAUACGUAGCUGAUGAAUAUGGCUUCCGUGCUAAUAUAAAAACCAACGAACCUGGCACCCAUAGCCAAAACCCAGCUCAUGUCAGUGUUUACUCGGAUCCUGUUCCUGUGAAACAUAACGUUCCUGCUAAUGGUCACGGACAUCCUGCACCAUAUGGUGUUGCCCCUGGUUAUGGUCCUGCCGUUCCACAGGUUCACGGAUAUGCGCCAGUAGAGGCUCGCCAUCCUGGCCAUUAUUAACACUUUAGCACUUAAUAAAAAUAUCACGUGUGUCCGCUUGGAGGAACUAGAGUAGCAACUGAGAGAAAUAUGACGUUUCAAGUUGCUGUGUUAAGUCUGCAAUUUUUUUCCCCUAAGAAAAUAGGCAAGUGUUAUAUGCUGCUCAGUAUAUGAGCAAGUGUUAUAUGUUGUGUUUUUGUACAUUGAUUUCCACGAUUCUAGUGCAACGCGUUCUGAAUCAGUUUUUUGUUACACAUUAUUUAUGUAUUUUAGUUUUACAA
Limulus polyphemus (Atlantic horseshoe crab) is the source of this 824-nucleotide messenger RNA. RefSeq names its product cuticle protein 16.8-like. The transcript has 3 exons. Gene Ontology annotation, cellular component: chitin-based extracellular matrix. Bases 43 to 564 code for a protein of 173 amino acids. NCBI's taxonomy places the organism in Eukaryota, Metazoa, Arthropoda, Merostomata, Xiphosura, Limulidae. The record is from RefSeq and is a predicted model, not a curated record. Gene Ontology annotation, molecular function: structural constituent of chitin-based larval cuticle.